GGAGAAAGCAGAGAGGGAGCUGGUGUUUUUGCAAGCAUUUACAUCAGCAUCGCUUCAGAAAAAUCUCUGCUGCCACAGCUGAAGUCAUCCAUGGAAGAGGAUGCACAAGGCAGAUCAAGGGAUGGGAAGAGAAACAGGCUUAGUGGGAAGUACCUCAACAGCAUUCACAAGGUACAGUGAUUGAUGUCCACUGUGUAUCUCAACAGUGGGAGCUACACCAGUUUUUAUCCUCAGAGACCAAAGCAGCAGACAGCUGCAUCAGGAAAUACUCUGAUUCAGGUUGCAUGUGACUGACGACAGACAUGAAGACUUUCUAAAUGGGCAGGAAUCAUAAAAUCUGAACGCCUGACGAUCACAGCAUCAUCCACCUGACCACGAGCUUACAGCUUAUGACCUCAUUUUGAAGCCACUGUUUUCUGGCCGUACUUACUGGCUUUGAAGGAUGGGUGAUGGGCCUGUGACUGAUCCUGCCUGCCUGCCCCAUCCCACCCUUCAAUGGAGCCGAUGUGGAACUCCUCCCACCCACCUCCACAGCUCAUGUCCAACAUGUCUGCCUCCUCUCUGCCUGAGGGCUGGGCUCUGUCCCAGUCGCUAGCCCUGCUGGCCAUGCUGCUCAUGGAUCUGCUGGCUGUGGUGGGUAAUGUGGCUGUCAUGGCGGUCAUUGCCAAGGCCCCACAGCUCCACAAGUUUGCCUUUGUCUUCCACCUGUGCGUGGUGGACCUGCUGGCAGCCCUGGUGCUGAUGCCCCUUGGCAUGCUCUCAAGCCGAGCCUUCUUCGGGGAGGCCCUGUGCCGGAGCUACCUCUUUCUCAGUGUGUGCCUGGUUAGCGCUGCCAUCCUCUCUAUAUCCGUAAUCAAUGUGGAGCGUUACUACUACAUCAUACACCCGAUGCGCUAUGAAGUGAAGAUGACUGUUGGUCUAGUAGCGUCAGUGCUGGUGGGGAUAUGGGUCAAAGCCCUGGCCAUGUCUGCUCUGCCACUCCUCGCCUGGUUCCUGCAAGGUGGAAGAACUCCUCUUCUGGAGAGUAGUGGGGUUGGUGGAGGUGGAGGUGGGGCAGUCCCAUCUCCCCCUGCUCAGGGUCACAGGCGCUGCUCACUACAUUGGACAGGGGGAGGGUCAAACCGCUUGGCCUUCAUGGUCCUGUUUACUCUGGUGUAUUUCCUGUGUCCACUAAUGGUCAUUCUUGUUGUGUACUGCAAUAUGUUCAAAGUGGCUCGGGUAGCAGCCAUGCACCACGGGCCUCUGCCUACCUGGAUGGACACACCUCGUCGGCAGCGGUCAGAAUCGCUCAGCAGCCGUUCCACAAUGGUUACCAGCUCUGGGACGGGGAGUGGGACGGGCAGAGCGACUCCGCAGCGCCCCUUUGGGGGAGGAAAGGCUGCAGCAGUGUUGGCAGCAGUAGGUGGGCAAUUCCUUUGUUGCUGGAUGCCCUACUUCACUUUCCACCUGUAUUCAGCACUGGCUGCCACCCCUCCAGCCACUCUGGCCUCUCUUGAGGAGGUGGUCACCUGGAUUGGCUACUUCUGCUUCACCUCCAAUCCCUUCUUCUAUGGCUGUCUCAACAGACAGAUCCGGGAGGAGUUGGGCAAGCAUCUGCCUUGUCUGUUUCGUCGAGCAGGGCUUGAGAUGGAGGACAGACUGCCCAGCCGUGAAGGAUCCAUAGAGGAGAAUUUCCUUCAGUUUCUUCAAGGCACUGGCUGCAACUUGGAUCCUCAAAACUCUCACAGCACCUCCAGUCCUAAAGGGGAGGCCUGCUGCCCCGUGGCUCAGUCCCAACCACCUGAGCCAGCACAGCCUAUUCCAAUUGAUUUCCGUAUCCCUGGACAAAUUGCAGAGGAGACUUCAGAGUUUACGGAGAGUGAACAGGCGAAAAACAACCAUAUAUUUACAGACAAUUAAGUUUUUAACGUCUUUAUUUUCUGAAAAUAAGACAAAUUUUCAUCAUUUAGAUAUAGACUG
Molecule: messenger RNA, 1959 nt
Organism: Dicentrarchus labrax (European seabass)
Lineage: Eukaryota; Metazoa; Chordata; Actinopteri; Moronidae
Product: G-protein coupled receptor 61-like
Exons: 2
Coding region: 496-1899 (467 amino acids)
Biological process (GO): G protein-coupled receptor signaling pathway
Cellular component (GO): plasma membrane; endosome; signaling receptor complex
Molecular function (GO): G protein-coupled receptor activity
Source: RefSeq, a predicted model, not a curated record